Messenger RNA from Xenopus laevis (African clawed frog), 3426 nucleotides. RefSeq names its product oocyte zinc finger protein XlCOF6.1-like. The record is from RefSeq and is a predicted model, not a curated record. Lineage: Eukaryota; Metazoa; Chordata; Amphibia; Anura; Pipidae.
CACUUUAUAUUUAUACAAACCCGUCACUGAAUUUACCAUCGGUCCCUCCGCCCAUUAACCCAAUCAUUUGCCUUUUGUUUUUCUGCCUCGCGGUCACUAAUUGGUUAACAGGGAGGGUGACGGCUUCUCUCACAAAUCUGAUUGUAAACUUAUCCACGGUCCCUAACUCCCACCAUUCCUCAACCCGCCCCCAGGUCCAUUCAGCCAACCAGGGAAACUAUAUCUUUGCGUUCCGCGCCUGCGUGCUCAGCGGGUGAGUUUACGUUCAACCCCGCUCUUCGUUCAGCCAAUGAGUGAGGGUGUUCCGCCCCCUCCUGCUCCUCUAUAGACAAUUAGAGUGGGAAGCAGGAGCAGAUCAGUACGUGAUAGAGACUUCCGUUUGGUUGGCAGGGGAGCACUGGGUUCUUACUGGCUGUCUGUAUCCCGUCUAAUGUCCUCUUAGCCAAUGAGUGAGGGUGUCCCGCCCCAUCACGCACAGCUUCAGACAAAGACCUGGGAAGCAGGAGCAGGUCCAGGUCCGUAAGUGAUAGAAGCUGAACUGACACUAUCAGGUUUGGUUGGCAGCGCACACAGUUUCUGUCGCUCCCUUUCCCAAGGGUUGGGAAGUAGGAAACAGAAACCAGACUGACACUAUAAGGGUUGGUUGACAGGACACACUGUUAGUUUCUAUCCUUCUCUCAGCCAAUAGAUGAGUGUCCCACCUCCUCCCUUUUAUCCAAUAAAGUCGUGUGUCACUCCCCCUCAACUCCUAGCCAAUGAUUGAGGCUCCCGCCCCUCCUACACAUCUUUAGGCAGUACAGCAAUUCUCCCCACAGAGCUGGGAAGCAGGAGCAGGUCCGUGAGGGGCAGAGGUUGUGCUGACACUAUCAGGCUUGGUUGGCAGGGCACAGUGGGUGCUGUUGUUUCUUGUGGAGCCAUUGUGUGUGUGUGUGUAUCAUUAGGCCAGGGAGUGUCACAGAGUGUGGCCUGUGUCAUUAUCCUGUAGUGAGUACAAGACUGUGAAUAUGAAGAUAAGAGAGAUGUUACAGUUGAUCUGGGAGGAACAUUAUGUUAUAAUAAUGCGACAAGCAAGACUGAGAGAUUUCCAUCUGCACAAACAUUUUCUUCUUCAGCCACAAAAUCUGUAAUAUCUCCAUCUGUGCAUCCCACACCAGCAAAUGAUAUUAAAGGGGAAGUGACUUCACGUGUAGGAGGAAACCAAUCAGAUUGCAGCAUUAAUCCCCUUACAGAACAGAUACAUUCAAUUCUGCAAUGGGGUGCAGCCUGAAUAACCACCUGGCAGAUAAACUCCUAUCAAAAAACAUUAAAGAAGAACGAGCAUCAUGGGAACGGGGAAUCCAUUCCAAUGGCAGAAUCAAUCCAAUGAUAGAACAGAUAUAUAAUACAGACAAUCCUACUCCAAGGUGCACCCUAAAUAACAACCCAUCCACAAAAUAUAGACCAUUUAGUUUUGAAGAUGUCCCAGGUUUGUGGGGUGGAGGAAGCCGUACAGACUGUAUCAUAGAUCCACUCACAGAGCAGAUAUGGGGGGCAGGUCUAUCUGCGAUCGUGGGUAACAGGUUACACAACAAUCUGCCAGAAAUGAAACACAUUAAAUAUGGUAAGAAUCCUGCUAAUAAAUCCGCACAUUCAUCUCUUCUGAUGAGACACGGCAUGCAGCUGAUGUAUAACUGCACUAAAUGCCACAAGAGAUUUAGCAGGAAGAGCAACCUUGAUAGACAUCAAAGAACCCACACGGGGGAGAAACGAUAUUCAUGUGUCGAAUGCAACAGGUCUUUUACGUGUCACUCCAACCUGAAAGCACAUGAGAGGAGUUACAUGGGAGAGAAAUCGUUUUCUUGCCCCGAAUGUGGGAAAUGUUUUACUCGUCGCCCACAUCUGAGGCGGCACUUUAAAAUUCACACAGGAGACAAACCAUUUGCUUGCGAGGAAUGUGGGAAAUGCUUCUCGCGGAGAUCCCUCCUUAACCUGCAUCACAGAACCCACACGGGGGAGAAACCAUUUGCCUGUUCUGAAUGCAGAAAAGGUUUCAAACAAUGUUCCGAGCUUAACGUCCACUUGAGGAUUCGCAAAGCAGAGAAACCCUAUAUGUGUUCAAAGUGCGGAAAGUGCUUCUCCCAGUCGUCAAGGAGUCACACAGGGGAGAAACCAUUCUCAUGUUCUGUAUGCGGGAAAUGCUUCACAAGUCGCUCUCACUGCAACGUGCAUUACAGAAUUCACACCGGGGAGAAACCAUUCUCUUGUUUUGAGUGUGGCCAAUGUUUCACACAGAGCUCGAACCUCAACAAACAUCUGAGGCGGCAUCUGGCAAAGAAGACUUUUCAUCUGGAGCGAAUGUUGAAGACUAUUUCAGUUACUUGCCGGACAUUUCAUGUAUUGCACAGGAAAAAAGUACAGACAGUACAAGUUUUGUCUCAUGUGGAAGAUCUCAGAUCCUAGAAGAGACAAACUGCGAUUUUAGGGUGAAAUAAAGAGAGGGUGAUAAGGUGCACAAACUUGAUGGGAGGAAAGAGUAGGAGGUGGUUACUCCUAUAGCACUGUGUACUUACAGCAUGGAUGGGAAGAAGGUUCUGGUGGUACAGUAGCCCAUUAACCUGCCUGUAUGAUUUGGGGUGUGGGAGGCAACUAGAGUACCCCAGAUGCAGAGAGAACCCACAAACUCCUUGAAAAUAGCAUUCUGAAAUUGGACCUGGGACCCCAGUGGUGAAAGGCUUACUAAUGCACUAUGUGCUUCUCUGUUAUCACACACAGUUGUAUAGUGACUCAACUAGGGACAGAGACUGAGUUGCACGUCCAACACAAGGGUUAAGACAUUGGGCAAGGAGCAAGUUCUGGGGCUACAGGCUUGUAUAGUAGCCAUAGGAAAAAUGCACAUGCCCUGAAAAUAUAAUUCAGUGAGGUGUUUGGUUGUGUUUAGCUAAUUAUCAGUAGCCCUACUAGACUUAGCACUGUCCUAUCUAUCUAUCUAUCUAUCUAUCUAUCUAUCUAUCUAUCUAUCUAUCUAUCUAUCUAUCUAUCUAUCUAUCUGUGUAUCUAUCCAUCUAUCUAUGUAUAGAUAUGUGUAUGUCAGUCACAUUGGGUUGGUGUCUCUCUCUGGGCAUCACUUAAUAUCACUUAUUGGGCAGUUUCAGCCACAGAGUGAAGUAAAGCGUUUAGGGAAGUUCUCUGCUUAUGUCUAUGAGAAGUGGGCAGGGAGCAGUGCCAUACAGUAGGAGCAGGAGAGUAACACCACACAGGAAAAAUUGUCUCAAGCUCAUCCUAUAGGGCAUUUUUAAAAACAUUUUUUUAUUUUUAUAUAUCAAACACUUUAUACAGAGUCUGCCGUCAGUAUGAGAUUUUGCUUCACAUGAAGGCAGUGCUACGCAGUUAUUGCCUGUAAUUACUGUUCUAUUUGCAUCAAUAAAGAGGGGAAUGGAUACAAUUGCA